UGUGUCUCCAUUGCCAUUGUAACCUUGAGCAAGCUCUCCUUCCAACCAGGGGCACUUCCAUUUCUCACAAAAAGGAAUCUAUUUUCUUCUAAUGUCUCCCUCCACCAGGCCAUCCCAUGCCGGAGGAUCCCGUGUCGUGCCAGUGCGCCCUCCGGGUCCUUCUUCGCCAGGGACAACACAGCUAACUUCCUGACCUGGUGUCGUCAGGUGGGGGUGGGAGAGACCUGCCUGUUUGAGUCUGAGGGACUGGUUCUUCACAAACAGCCACGGGAAGUAUGCCUCUGUCUCCUACAACUAGGAAGGAUAGCAUCUCGGUACAAUGUGGAGCCUCCGGGGCUUAUCAAGCUGGAGAAGGAGAUAGAACAGGAGGAGAAAGUACCUCUACCACCCUCACCUGUCUCUCCCUCCCCAUCCCUCUCUCCCUCCCCCUCUCCAAACCCCCCAACCCCCUCUGCAACCCCCUCUCCAACCCCCUCUCCAACCAAGUGCUUGUCAUCUAGCAAGAAGAGCACAGGGAAGCUGCUGGAUGAUGCUGUGAAGCAUAUCUUUGAGGACCCUCCCUGCAAGUGUCCCAAUAAGUUCUGUGUGGAGAGACAGGCUCAGGGCCGCUAUCGCGUCGGAGAGAAGAUGCUCUUCAUCCGGAUGCUACACAACAAGCAUGUGAUGGUGCGUGUGGGAGGAGGCUGGGAGACCUUUGAGAGCUACCUGUUGAAACACGACCCAUGUCGGAUGCUCCAGAUCUCCAGAGUGGAGGGGAAGACCUUUCCCAUGUCCCCCAAGUCACCCAACACCAAGGACCUCACCCCAGACAGCUACUUGGUGGUGGCCGCACACUACCGCAGCAAGAAGUAAAGAUGGCCGCCUACUACCACAACAAGAAGUAAAGAUGGCCGCCUACUACCGCAGCAAGAAGUAAAGAUGGCCGCCUACUACCACAACAAGAAGUUAAGAUGGCCACCUACUACCGCAGCAAGAAGUCAACUGGCGCUUCAACCAAGGGGAUCAGUUUGAGCAAGGCGAGGAUGGUGAUGGCCUACUACCGCAACAAGAAGUAAAGAUGGCCGCCUACUACCACAACAAGAAGUAAAGAUGGCCGCCUACUACCGCAACAAGAAGUAAAGAUGGCCGCCUACUACCGCAACAAGAAGUAAAGAAGGCCGCCUACUACCACAACAAGAAGUAAAGAUGGCCGCCUACUACCGCAACAAGAAGUAAAGAUGGCCGCCUACUACCACAACAAGAAGUAAAGACAUUCAUGAGGACCUGAGGAAAUGACCUCUUGCCUUUCCCAACUAGCAAAACUGAUUGAAAUGACAGUGACACAGGGCAAAGCCAGCUGACACUGUCAUUCCAACCAGAUUCCAACCAGUUGCUUGUACAGUAUGUCUUCUAGUUGAUGUAAGCCACAGCCGGCCCACCUGAGCUACAGAACAGACAGUGGCCAGCAGGUAUAUAUCUCCUGUCCUAGCGGUCACGGCAAACUAGCGUCACGGUGACGGUUUGAUUUGGAUUUCUAGCCUUUGAGAAUAAUCUAUGCAAUCAUUUUGACAGUCAUUUUUAGUCGGGGAUUGAGGCUGGUAUAUUUGGUUCUAAAAGCAUGUUUUCUAAUGUUACCUUGUGUGUAUUUUGUUUGACUUUUGUCAUUCAUUCAUUUAAUAGUGUGAAAGUAUAGUAUGACUUCUGUAAUAACUGAUAUAUUCUGAAUAGUGAUUGGAUACUGGUAAAGCUGAAUCUGGACAUGUUCCACCAAUCAUGUUCCUCCUACGGUUCCACCAAUCAUGUUCCUCCUACGGUUCCACCAAUCAUGUUCCUCCUACGGUUCCACCAAUCAUGUUCUUCCUACGGUUCUACUAAUCAUGUUCCUCCUACGGUUCCACCAAUCAUGGGGUUUCUCCUUUCCUUGUUUUCUAAAUAUGUGUUUAUUAUGGUGCUGAUUAUGGAUUUCUCUGUAAUGUCUGUUAUGAGUGAUUCUCUUUUUUUCACGAGCUAGUUCUGCUCUCCUGUUUUGAAGUUAAAAGCUUUUGAUCAUUUGUUAAGGAACGCUAUUAACAUCAUUAUUGUGAGAAGAUUAUUUCCGAGGAUUAAAGAGACAAUCAAAUGUA
This is a messenger RNA of Salvelinus namaycush (lake trout), 2102 nucleotides long. RefSeq names its product growth arrest-specific protein 2-like. Gene Ontology annotation, cellular component: actin filament. The annotation marks the transcript as partial. Gene Ontology annotation, molecular function: microtubule binding; actin filament binding; cytoskeletal adaptor activity. NCBI's taxonomy places the organism in Eukaryota, Metazoa, Chordata, Actinopteri, Salmoniformes, Salmonidae. The transcript is spliced from 5 exons. Gene Ontology annotation, biological process: actin crosslink formation. The record is from RefSeq and is a predicted model, not a curated record.